Messenger RNA from Microplitis demolitor, 1947 nucleotides. RefSeq names its product FGGY carbohydrate kinase domain-containing protein. Lineage: Eukaryota; Metazoa; Arthropoda; Insecta; Hymenoptera; Braconidae. The record is from RefSeq and is a predicted model, not a curated record. Bases 270 to 1904 code for a protein of 544 amino acids. Gene Ontology annotation, molecular function: kinase activity; phosphotransferase activity, alcohol group as acceptor. The transcript is spliced from 7 exons. Gene Ontology annotation, biological process: carbohydrate metabolic process.
CGAUAAUAAUUAUUAUUAUUUAUGAGACAUUUUAUUUAAAAUAAAUCCAGUAGCAGUUAAAAAUUUGAAGUAUAAAAUUAUCAGCAGUGAGACAUUGAAGUCGUUAUCGCAGAGUCAGUAAUUUUUCCGACUGCUUGAUCCCUGAUGAUUUUAUCUAAGUAAUAAACACAAUAACUCUGUACAGUUCAUAAUUAAUACUAGUGCGUUAUGUUCUGUCGUAGAUUAUAAUUUGUUGCUUGUAAUUAUACUCGUAAUUAAUAAGCUUUAAAAUGGAUUAUUACGUCGGAGUUGAUGUUGGAACAGGAAGUGCUAGAGCUGCGUUGUUUGACUGCGAUGGAAAGCUUAUUAAAUUAGCAACGUGUCCUAUUGAAACUUUUAACAGCAUCCCGGAUUUUUAUGAACAGUCUUCUGAAGAUAUCUGGCAAGCUGUUAGACGAGUCGUUAAAACUGUUGUACAUGACACCCCGAGAGAGCUGAUAAAAGGAAUAGGAUUUGACGCCACAUGUUCGUUGGUUCUUUGUGACGAGAAUGGACAUCCGGUUACUGCUAGUUUGAAUGGCGACGACAAUCGAAAUGUCAUUCUUUGGCUGGACCAUCGCGCUGAAGCAGAAGCCAACUUCAUAAAUAUGAUGGGCCAUGAAAUGCUUAAGUACGUUGGGGGAAAAAUAUCUCUAGAGAUGGAGAUCCCUAAAAUCAUGUGGCUGAAGAAAAACCUCCCAGAAUCAUGGAAAAGAGCUAAAUUGCUUUUAGAUUUGCCGGAUUUUCUGACAUGGAAAGCGACUGGCUGCGAGAGCAGAUCAUUGUGUUCACUUGUGUGUAAAUGGAAUUACAACGCGAAUCCCAAGGGAGAGAAUGGCUGGUGCAAAGAUUUUUUUAAUAAACUUGGAUUGUCUUCUUUGAAAGAUGACAACUGGAGGCGGAUCGGAAGUAAAGUCCAGGCGCCUGGAGAACCAGUGGGCAAAGGAUUAUCUUUCACAGCAGCUGCAGAGCUGGGAUUAAAUGAAGGUACUCCGGUGGGAACUUCAAUCAUUGAUGCACAUGCAGGUGGCCUUGGUAUGAUCGGUUGCUCAGCUUCGGGAGUGUCUGAAAAUUUUACCAGCAGACUGGGUCUCAUUUGCGGGACUUCGACUUGUCAUAUGGCAGUCAGUGAAAAAGCUGUUUUUGUUGGAGGUGUUUGGGGUCCUUAUUACAGCGCGAUGGUACCCUCGCUGUGGCUGAAUGAAGGAGGCCAAAGUGCUACCGGAAAACUACUUGAUCAUAUCAUUGAAUCUCAUGCAGCUGCUGCAGAAAUACGGGCUAAAAUUUAUGGGAAAAUGCAUGUCCAGCAAUAUCUUUCGGAUCUUCUGAAAUCGAUGGCGGAGCGCAGUAACUAUCCAGACAUUUCCUUCCUCACUAAAGAUCUUCACGUCUGGCCAGAUUUCCAUGGGAACCGAUCACCGCUCGCUGAUCCAACUCUGCAGGGAAUGAUUACCGGGUUGUCUUUGUCGUCUAAUGAAGAAGAUCUCGCGCUCCUUUAUCUUGCGACCAUGCAGGCACUGACAUACGGGACUAAACAUAUCUUAGAAGCUCUGACCCAAGCAGGCCACAAAAUAGAAACAAUUUUAAUAUGCGGUGGUCUCAGCCAGAACCCAUUGUUCGUUCAAACUCAAGCUGACGUCAUCGGUCUCCCGAUUCUUAUUCCAAAGGAACGAGAAUCUGUUCUUCUAGGCGCUGCUAUUCUGGGAUCGUGCGCUGCUAAGGCAUUUCCAUCUGUCAACAAAGCGAUCAGAGCCAUGGCAGGACCUGCUAGUGUUGUAAAACCUAAAGUCGUUUCUUAUCAGUAUCACUGUCGAAAGUACAAAGUUUAUAAAAAAAUGGUGGACGAUCAACGCGAGUACAGAAAAAUAAUGCACGAGACAAUAUAAAUUUAUCUGGUACUUUUUUAUACAUAAACAAUUUUUUUAAGGC